GACGUAGAUUACAUGACGAUGCAGUUUUUGCAUCUCGUUAAACUUUCAACCAAUACUGUCCAUUUCAUAUCAUCUGUUUAAAGUCAGUUUAUGAGUUGUUGGGUAUGUAAAAGAUACUAAAAUCGUUAAAUCUGGGACUGGGAGUCGAUCCAGGCAAUGUUGGCAAAUCAUAAGUAAUUUCCACGCCUUGAUGUCAACCAUUCAUUUCUGACCCAAAUAUUGAGUGGAAAUAAAACCCUUUUCUGAUGUUGUUGUGCUGAUUUUCAAGAAUAAACAGUCUUGGUCAACAUUGCAACAGGACCUGUAAUAAAAUGUAUGCGUAUUAUGUACUAAUUCCACGUGGACUUGGUUUGGUGGUUUUGUGUAAUUUGAAGCUCAUAAUGGGGUUCAAGAGAUGGAAGGACAAAUCUUGUUGGUGUCCAUCAUCAUCCUACCUGCAUAGAAGAUAAAAGAUAGAUGGAGAGACGCAGACCACGUAAAAACUUUCCAACUUGGUCCCAUCAUUUUAGGAGACAUUUAUGGACUAUAAAUACAACUUUGACUAACAAAGAAAUAAACGGCUAUUAAUUAUGUUAGCUUUUCUUAGCAAAUCAACCUCCACCAUCCAACUUACGCAUUCUUUCAUUAAUACAAUCCAAUCGGGCAAUCAACCAUAAUCUGCCCCAUCCCUCCUCUCUCAUUUAUUCUUAAAAUUUCCAAAAAGAAAAUAAAGAGAACAGAAGAAAUCAGCUCUUUCUUCCUCUUUUGUUCUUCUUUGAUGAGAAGAACUGAAAAAAUUCAUCAUUCUUCCCUCGCCUGUGGGAGUUACAUCAUGUUCAUGAUGAUGAGCUUAGCUCAUUUCCAUCAUGCAUAUUGUAUGCAACACCAUUCUUUCACGAACUGGAGAUGUUAUUCUUAUUGUUAAAUUAUUCACCAAACAACAUUUCCAGAAUGAACAAGGUCUGCUCGCCUUACUUUGAUCCUGAUUUUGAUAGCCUUCCGGAGAGAAUAUAUGGCCCAGCUUGUAGAGUUAAUAUAGACAAUGAAAGCUCACAAGAUUCCACAGUUGUAAAAAUCGACAGUGUAAACAAGCAGGGGCUUCUCCUGGAAGUGGUGCAAGCACUUACUGAUAUGAACCUCACCAUAUCAAAAGGUUACAUUUCUUGUGAUGCAGGAUGGUUCAUGGAUGUUUUUCAUGUUAAAGAUGAGCGAGGCAACAAAAUUACUGAUCAAAGGGUUAUCAACUACAUACAGCAGGAUAUUGGUUCCAAUGGCAUAACCAGUCCCAAGGCAAAGGCCCUAACCAAUUUGGAGUCUCAAGCCAAUGAGCCUAAAGCAAUUGAAAUGACAGGAAAGGACAGGCCGGGCCUAUUUUCAGAGAUAUCAGCAGUGCUAGCUGAUCUUGGUUGCAACAUAAUUGAAGCACAUGCGUGGAGCCACAAUGCACAUUUGGCCUGUGUCGUGUACAUUUCGGAUAAAUCAACGGACACCCCAAUUGAUGAUCACCGGCUCCAUGCCAUUGAGGACCAUUUGACCACUGUCCUCCGAGCCACCAGUAGUGCUGCCACAGAAGAACAUGCUAACCAGCAAGAAGUUAAGCCAGCAGGCCUUCCUAAGGGGCAAUUAUGCACCACAACUAAAGUAGAGCGUCGGUUGCACCAACUAAUGGUUUCCGUCAGGGACUUUGACGUGCCGGUCCAGCACAAGAGAUCACCAACGUCAGCAGCAGACAGUGAUGAGGAGGACAGAAAGGCCAGCAUAUCCAUUGAGAGUUGCAUUGAGAAGGGAUAUUCAAUUGUUACCAUCCAAUGCAAGGAUCGGAGAAGGCUGAUGUUUGAUACUGUUUGUACUCUUACAGAUAUGCAAUAUGUGAUUUUUCAUGCUUCCAUAGAUUCUUAUGGAGGCUAUGCAUACCAAGAGUACUUCAUAAGACAUGCAGACGGUUGUGCAUUGAACACGGAGAGCGAGAAAGAUAAAGUCAUAAAAUGCUUAGAGGCUGCAAUAGAACGCAGAGUUUGUGAGGGAGUGCGGUUGGAACUCUGCGCAUAUAACAGGGUCGGAUUGCUGUCUGACAUAACACGGGUUCUAAGGGAGAAUGGCCUUGCAGUAUUAAGAGCAGAUGUCGCCACACGAGGAGAGAAGUCGGUUAAUGCAUUCUACGUGAGGGAUAUUUCAGGAAACAAUGUGGACUUGGACUUCAUCAAGUCUAUGAAGAGAGAGAUGGGUGAGAUAGAUCUUUCUGUUAUGGAAGAGACUACCAAUUAUCGACCAACCUCAACUGAAAGGCCUAAGUUCUCUAUUGGGGAAAUGUUGAAGUCUCAGAUUGAGCGCUUCUCCCACAGCUUCGUUGCAAUUAAGUGAUGUACAUAGCUAGCAUUUUUUUCUGUUUUUCAUAGUUAAAAGAAUUCGUAAUGUACAUAAAUCUUUUCAUAUUAUAAACAAAUCUUUCCAAA
This is a messenger RNA of Sesamum indicum (sesame), 2432 nucleotides long. RefSeq names its product ACT-like superfamily protein. The record is from RefSeq and is a predicted model, not a curated record. NCBI's taxonomy places the organism in Eukaryota, Viridiplantae, Streptophyta, Magnoliopsida, Lamiales, Pedaliaceae.